Molecule: messenger RNA, 1639 nt
Organism: Cebus imitator (Panamanian white-faced capuchin)
Lineage: Eukaryota; Metazoa; Chordata; Mammalia; Primates; Cebidae
Gene: GET1
Product: guided entry of tail-anchored proteins factor 1
Exons: 6
Coding region: 95-796 (233 amino acids)
Biological process (GO): tail-anchored membrane protein insertion into ER membrane
Source: RefSeq, a predicted model, not a curated record
GCGCCGGGCUUCACUGCGCAGGCGCGGACGCCGCCGCCGGCGUGGUCCCCAUGGAGCUGCCGUAGCGGACCCAGCGCAGCCAGGAGCGUUCGGGAUGAGCUCAGCUGCGGCGGACCACUGGGCGUGGUUGUUGGUGCUCAGUUUUGUGUUUGGGUGCAAUGUUCUUAGGAUCCUCCUCCCGUCCUUCUCAUCCUUCGUAAGUGGUUGCCAGGCCUCCCAAGGGCCGGUGGGGACGCCGCCCCAGUCCUCCGACUGGUCUGGCAGGCAUUCGAGCAGCCCCCGGCCAGGAUUUCCCAGAAGCCUGGCGGGCGAUGUCAGCUGUUCCAGGUGCCGGAGAGAUGGAUCCUCGCGUCCAGAAGGCCACAUUCUUGGGAUGUCCAGGGUGCUGCAGAAGGAUGCGGAGCAGGAGUCACAGAUGAGAGCGGAGAUCCAGGACAUGAAGCAGGAGCUCUCCACGGUCAACAUGAUGGACGAAUUUGCCAGAUAUGCCAGACUGGAAAGAAAGAUCAACAAGAUGACGGAUAAGCUCAAAACCCAUGUAAAAGCUCGGACAGCUCAAUUAGCCAAGAUAAAAUGGGUGAUAAGUGUGGCUUUCUACGUAUUGCAGGCUGCCCUGAUGAUCUCACUCAUUUGGAAGUACUAUUCUGUUCCUGUGGCUGUCGUGCCGAGUAAAUGGAUAACCCCUCUAGACCGCCUGGUAGCCUUUCCUACUAGAGUAGCAGGUGGUGUUGGAAUUACCUGUUGGAUUUUAGUCUGUAACAAAGUUGUGGCUAUUGUGCUUCAUCCGUUCAGCUGAACAGGAAGAUGGAUACAGCUAUGAGGCUUUUAAAAAUGGAUUUUCUCUUACUAGGUUAAAAAUCUGAUUUAUACUUUUUUUUUUAAGAAACAAAAGUACACAGUUUAGAUUUUUUUUUGUUGAAUAUGUUUGUUCUUGGACUUUAUGAGAGAUUCUUAUAAGAAUCAUGAUUUUCUACACUUGUCGUUGAGCCAAGAAAGUCCAGUUUAUGACACGUGUAUACCAACGAACACCGUCCUAGAUCCGUAUGAAAUGUGAAACGUUCAGGGACAUCUCCGUGCCGCCGCUCGUGAUUUGCACUCGUAUAUUUUGGUCAUAUUGCCAGCCAGAAACUCAAAAUUUUCUAACAACUUAAGUUCUGUGAAGACUUAGUGCUGCUUUUAAUCCAGUUUAGAAAGUAACUUAAUUUUAAUCCCACUACUAAGAAUUUGAGAAUUUCUUCUUUAACCACAUUCAGUACAACUAAAAGAACAACACUAAUUAACAUUGCUUGGGCUUUUUCUCCCUUUGUUUAAAAUGUCAUUUGAGCAAGAGCUGUAUAGUAUUAUCUACUUACUCGAAGCUGUUAAUUUUUCAUUACAGUGUUUUGUAAAUGUAUCCAUGAGACCAUAAUGCAUUGUUUUGUGCUCAAAUUGUGUUUUGUAUUUAAAGCAUUUUGAAUGAAGUGUAUUUUGUAAGCAUUUAAUAUUUAUGCUCUUUAGAAUGGAACACAGGAAACAAACCUUAUCAGGCCUGAUUAAAUUAUUCUGAACCAAUAACCUGUGUGGCCCACAAAGUAUAAUUCUGCUAAAUGCUUUUUAAAACACUUUUUUCUAAUUAAAAUCUUGGCAAAUGCUUGUGUGA